Paramacrobiotus metropolitanus is the source of this 3528-nucleotide messenger RNA. Its product is annotated as ankyrin repeat and IBR domain-containing protein 1-like. Gene Ontology annotation, biological process: positive regulation of proteasomal ubiquitin-dependent protein catabolic process; ubiquitin-dependent protein catabolic process; protein polyubiquitination. The transcript has 16 exons. Gene Ontology annotation, molecular function: ubiquitin protein ligase activity; ubiquitin conjugating enzyme binding; zinc ion binding. Gene Ontology annotation, cellular component: ubiquitin ligase complex; cytoplasm. Bases 183 to 3215 code for a protein of 1010 amino acids. NCBI's taxonomy places the organism in Eukaryota, Metazoa, Tardigrada, Eutardigrada, Parachela, Macrobiotidae. The record is from RefSeq and is a predicted model, not a curated record.
CAAACAAAAACAAAUGUUGUCGUCAGUCGCUGAGUCGCAGUUACGAAUAUGGCAGUUCUACGUACGAGUUUUUCUUGAUUUUUAAAAUGUUCCAUCGCAUUAACCUUGCUUGUUUCGUUUUUUCCUUUGCGAGAAUGCGACUGGUUUUGUAACGUAGCUGCUACCAAUUGUUUGAUGGUUUUAUGUACGUUGUGUGUCACCAUGUUAAGGUGAACAGAAUUCCUGGACCUUUCAAAAUGGGAAAUCACAAGAGCAAACUGCGAAGACAUCUCGCGCACGGCGACGAGGCUGGCGCUCUGGAGCUACUGAAAAAUCGGGAUGAUCUCCGAAAACAGCUGGACAUCGAAAUUGUUUAUAUAAAGAACGAAGGGAACACACCGUUUCAGUUGGCCUGCAUUCACGGGAUGGAGACUCUGAUCAGGACAUUUUUAACGGAUUACAGCGUCGAUAUCACAAAAAGAAACAGUGCUCAGGAGACUGCCGUCCAUUGUGUGUGUCGUCUUCCCUUUUCCAUUUACCUAAAGGAUCUCCCUCAGUAUCACGGCGACCGGAAACAUAAAUGCCUGAAGCUAAUUUUGGAAUAUAAGGACACGGAGAAUGCUCCGCUCUUAUUGAAAGAAGUGUACAUGAUGCUGGAUAUGCAUGGAAACACUCCGUUACAUCUGGCGGCAGCCCAUGGAUUUCUGGAAAUUUGUGAGGAAAUUGUGGAAAAGGCUCUAGAACCUUUAUUUGUAAGAAAUGGAUCCGGCAAAACGCCGGUCGACCUAGCCUGCGAUUUUGGGCAUGAGCGUGUAGCUGAAUAUUUGGAGAGUAAAACAGUUUUUCAUGCAAGUUCAAACCAUGGGAAAGAGUUCGAUGACGAGAGCGAAGACUGGACCAUAGGACACACUGAGAGUUUUGAUGGAUUGAGGAUACAAGAUCUGCAACGGAAAAAAGAUCAGCUAGUUGUCGAAACUUCGGACAUGCUACAUGUGCCUCUUUUUACUGCAGAAGCGUUAUUACGAAAUUUUGCGUGGUCAAGACAAGCAUUGUUGGAUUCUUGGUUCGAAAACCCAGCUCAGUGCUGCAAAAAUGCCGGAGUGAAACUGCCCGAGAGUUUUGCUAAGAGGCGUAAACAUGGCUGCUAUAAACCGGAGGAUUUAGAAUUGGGCAGUCCCAAACGGACAUUGCAGCGUAAAGCGGACUCAAUGUGCCCGAUAUGUGCGGAGGAUAUGCCUUGUGAAGAAGAACCAGUCUAUUUAGCGUGCGAACACGAUUUCUGUCGGAAUUGCUGGCAGCAAUAUUUGACAAUUAAGAUACACAAUGGCAACAUCUACCCGAUCGUGUGCCCUGAUUCCAGCUGCUCGGUACUCGUUCCUUGCGAUGUUGUUGAAGGUCUGGUGUCACGUGAAGUCGCGCGAAAAUAUCUGCAGUUUGACAUUGAAGCCUUUGUGGAAAGUAACCCAAACAUGAAGUGGUGCCCCUUUGCCGGAUGCGGGCGUGCUGUGUGCCGACCAGAACUACCGGCGCCCUUGUCACUCGAUAUUCCCCACAUGAAGCCACCCUUAGCGACGUCCCACGCCGUCGACUGCGGUAACGGACACUACUUUUGUUGGGAGUGCUCGGGAGAAGCUCAUGAGCCGUCCAGUUGUGAUAAAUGGACCGAAUGGCAUCAGCGAAUCAUUGACGUCCGCCCGGAAGAAAUUCGUGGAACACACGAAGCACUGGAAGAAGCCGCAAAUAACCUCUGGCUUGUUACGAAUUCCAAGCCAUGCCCGAGUUGUAAAUCUCCUAUCCAGAAAACUGAUGGCUGCAAUCACAUGAAAUGCUGCAAAUGUAAACAUGAUUUCUGCUGGAUUUGUGGGGAUGCAUGGAAAAAACACAGCACGGCAACGGGGGGAUACUUCCGGUGCACACGCGCCGAUGCGGUACAUAAAGCACAGGACGAAGCUGGCAAGCUAAUCAGUGCGGCGGAGGAGAAAAAUCGACGGAUCAACGAACUCAAUCGCUUUGUGCAUUUCUACGGCAAAUAUAAGGCUCACGGGGCAGCACUUAAGAAUGCCCAACCAUUCAUUGACAAUGUGGACAUGAAGAUCUGUCGAUUGUCCACCUACAUGAAUGUUUCCGCGGAGCAGUUCUCUUAUCUUCGGGAAGCUGCCCAUGAACUGCUGAAAGCGCGAAAAGUUUUGAAAGGAUCGUACGUGUACGCGUAUUAUUUGGAGGAUCAUCGCAUUCUUUUCGAAUAUAUGCAAACUGAGCUGGAAAAUGCUACCGAACUUAUGGAUUCUAUGUUUUCUACCCGCUUUUUACGACACUGCAGAGAUGAUAUGGUUAAUGCUACGCGACUCAUCAGACGCCGCCGUCAGGAAUUUGUUGUAGCGGUUAAUAAAGGGUUAAUUAUACCAGAAACACCGCCUAGUGUAAGGAAGAAGAGGAAGCGACGCAUACCAGGACUGUUUGGGAUGGAUUUCGACGAUGUGGUUUUACAAGAAGAUAUGGGAGCUGCCAUUGCUGUUUCAUUGGCGGAUCUCGAUCCACAGAAUCCAUGGGUUGUUGAUAAGCGCGGGCGUCAUGCAAAUCUAGCUGCGCUGUAUGACUGGCCGGAAUUUGACGAUAGUGACGAGGAUGUGGGAAUGUUGCUCUCUUCCUCUGGAAUAAGUCUUAAUCCGUGUAGCAGGCCGGGAUGUUCCCGGCCAUGUGCAAAAAAUCCUCGCACAGGAAUUUAUCACCGACACUGUACACUCCGUUGUAAGCGAUUGCAUGAAGAUGAUGCCAAAGAAAGCGUUGAAGAUGACCAGCCUACCACAUCUGGUUCAAGAGCAUCACACAAGCUGGAUAUGAUCAUCGCUAUGGAAUUAUCGCGUUUGCAGAUGCAGCGCGAUCUGGAAAACCGUACUUCAUCCUUUUCUUCCGAGUCUUCCAUUGGUACUGCAUCUCGUCGGCAUUCUGCUUUUGCCGCGGAAGUUCCUGGUGUUCGAGAAGCGGAGGAAUAUGAUCUCAAUUUAGCCAUUCAACUCUCUCUGCAGGAUCUGCAAGAACGUAAGCAAUCUGAAAGCGAAGAUCUUCCUGUCUCUCCUGGUUGGGAGAACCAUAAUUCCGAAUCCGUGAGCAGCCUUGAAUCGGCUGAUUUUGCCCAUAUAACUGCCAACGAACUUUUCCUGGAUCAUUUGCAAAAGAUGACUGAUACCAACAUCCUAAAGAAUACCGAACCUGACGAACCCGGUACUUCGAAAUAAACCGGUGCGCCUGUUUACCUAGUGGUCUUGUACAGUGAACUGGAAUAACAUACAACGAAGUCAGUUUUCCGGUGAUUUAUUAGCUCAUAGGUUUUAGUUUUUAAUGGUUUUCUAUUUUACAAAUGUUUUCAGGGAAUCUUUUCACUUUUUUAUUGAUUGGUAUCUCUGCUAUUCUCGAAUCUUUGGAAUUAUAGUGAUCUUUUUUAUGCCCGGAGAGAAUGCUUUGUAAACAUCAAGAAAAUCCUAGAAGAGAAAAUGUUGAACAUGUACAUCUUGAAAUAAAAGCAAAAUCGAGGUAAAACUGAAGCUCUUC